AGAACACGGAGAUAGGCAGAGCUAGAGAGAGAGGGACGGAGAGAGAGAGAGAGAGAGAGAGAGAGAGAGACAGGACAGACACAAGGAGACACUGACAGCGAGAGGUAGAGAGAGAGAGAGAUACACAGAGAGAAAGCGAGGAACAAAAAAAAAAAAACUUUGAUUUAUAGAGGGGUUUGCACAAAUUAUGUGGCCAGAGCGCACAUGGAUUCGGUAGAACUUUCUCUUCCCGAGUGUUUUCCUCUGCACUCUGAACAAGAAAUGAAUUUAUCAAAGGCCCAGGUUAAUAGCGAAGAUAAGUACGGCAAAUGCGCAGCGUGGAGAAUGCCGCAACAUUACGACCUAGACUCCACACACAUGCGUGACGCGCACGCACUUUAUAACCAAAGGCUCCUGUGCAGAAUGUCCAACAAGGAGCGCCACAUUGAGUCCAGCUGCCCCUCCUACAUCAAGACGGAGCCGUCCAGCCCCGCCUCCCUGACCGACAGCAUCAACCACCACAGCCCCGGCGGCUCCAGCGACGCCAGCGGCAGCUACAGCUCCACCAUGAACGGCCACCAGAACGGCCUGGACUCGCCCACCCUGUACGGGCCCGGGGCCGGAGGCCUGGGACCCACCGCGGCCGCCGCCGCCGCAGCAGCCGCCGCCGCCGCCGCGGCCAAGCGCUACGAGGACUGCUCCAGCACCAUCGGCGAGGACUCGCAGAUCAAGUGCGAGUACAUGCUCAACUCCAUGCCCAAGCGGCUGUGUCUGGUGUGCGGCGACAUCGCGUCCGGCUACCACUACGGCGUGGCGUCCUGUGAGGCGUGCAAGGCCUUCUUCAAGCGGACCAUCCAAGGGAACAUCGAGUACAGCUGUCCCGCCACCAACGAGUGUGAGAUCACCAAGCGCAGACGGAAGUCCUGCCAGGCCUGUCGCUUCAUGAAGUGUCUAACGGUCGGGAUGAUGAGAGAAGGUAAGAGACAGAGGGUUCGGCUGGACAGAGUGCGCGGAGGGAGGCAGAAGUACAAGCGCCGGAUAGAUGCGGAGAACGCCCCCUACCUGAACCCCCAGCUGGCCCUGCCGCCCAAAAAGCCAUUUCCGUUUGGCUGCCUUGCAGAUAACAAGAUCGUGUCGCACCUGCUGGUUGCUGAGCCGGAGAAGAUCUACGCCAUGCCGGACCCCACCGUGCCGGACUCGGACAUCAAGGCCCUCACCACCCUCUGCGACCUGGCCGACCGCGAACUGGUCGUCAACAUCGGCUGGGCCAAGCACAUCCCAGGCUUCUCCACGCUGUCCUUGGCAGACCAGAUGAGUCUACUGCAGAGCGCAUGGAUGGAGAUCCUGAUCCUGCGCGUGGUGUACCGCUCGCUGCCCUUUGAGGACAAGCUGGUGUACGCCGAGGACUACAUCAUGGACGAGGAGCAGUCCAAGCUGGCCGGCCUGCUGGAGCUCAACAACACCAUCCUGCAGCUGGUCAAGAAGUACCGCCACAUGAAGCUGGAGAAGGAGGAGUUCGUCACGCUCAAGGCCAUCGCGCUCGCCAACUCAGACUCCAUGCACAUAGAGGACGUGGAGGCAGUGCAGAAGCUCCAGGACGUGCUGCACGAGGCGCUGCAGGACUACGAGGCGGGCCAGCACGGCGAGGACCCGCGGCGGGCGGGCAAGCUCCUCAUGACCCUGCCCCUGCUGCGCCAGACCUCCACCAAGGCCGUGCAGCACUUCUACAGCAUCAAGCAGGACGGCAAGGUGCCCAUGCACAAACUGUUCCUGGAGCUGCUGGAGGCUAAGGUCUGAUGAUCAUCGGACGGACGGACGGACGGACGUCCAGCCCCGGCCACCUCCUCAACCGAACCGAACCCCACCCCCACACACACACACAGCCCAGCCCAGCUCAGCCCAGUCUAGUCCAGCCCCAGAGUCUGGCACCUCCCACUUCCUGAUUGAUUGAAGUCCCGCCCACUUCCCGUUCAACGAUGACGAUGCAGACUACAGACCACUCCCACCCUGAGUCCUGUACUACUUCCUCUUCCCUGAUCGACCCAGCCAAUAGAGAGAGAGAGUUGAGAGAGUUGAGAGAGAGAGAGAGAGAGAGGUGGGAGGGACUUGCCCCAGACCACACCCCCUUCUUCUUCUUCUUCUUCUUCUUCUACUACUUCUACUUCUUCUUGUUCUUCUUCUUCGACCCCGUGACACCGGUCAGCAGAUGGCGCUGUGCUGGUGCCGGUGCCGGUGGGACCUUAUUGUCUAUAAAACUGUAAUGAAAAAUGACAAGAAGCAUAACCGUAAUGGUAACUCUUAACUAUUGAUGAUGGCUAUACUUAUAAGAAUGACUUUUAAAAACUUGUGAUCACUGAGAGAAUUAAGGGGGAGGGGGAGUAAUUAAAUGAAAUACCACAAACAGAAAAAAAUGAAACAAAGACAAGAGACUGCUCAAGUGGUUUUAGCAGUGGGACUUUGUGAACCGACGACUUUCAAACUUCUCAGAUUCUAAUGCAGUUUUUUGUGCUAUAUACGGAGACAUUUUGUUCCUGAUUUUCACAAAGAUUUCCUGGAGCCGUGAGAAAGAGAGGAGAGGAGAGGAGAGGAGCGGAGAGGAGAGGAGCUGCCCUGCCAAAGGAUUGAGGUCCACGCGGUGGACAUGUGCAAACAUCACCACCCCCACCCACCCAGUGUGUACCCCCACCCCUA
Molecule: messenger RNA, 2670 nt
Organism: Engraulis encrasicolus (European anchovy)
Lineage: Eukaryota; Metazoa; Chordata; Actinopteri; Clupeiformes; Engraulidae
Gene: esrrga
Product: estrogen-related receptor gamma a
Exons: 8
Coding region: 205-1776 (523 amino acids)
Biological process (GO): regulation of transcription by RNA polymerase II; nuclear receptor-mediated steroid hormone signaling pathway
Cellular component (GO): nucleus; chromatin
Molecular function (GO): nuclear steroid receptor activity; estrogen response element binding; zinc ion binding
Source: RefSeq, a predicted model, not a curated record